GAAGGAGCGCAGAGCAGAGGAGGACUCCAUGGAAGCAACGAUUGAAUGUACCGAGCCGAACGCGAAAUCAAAUCCAGGCCCAGCAGCGGAAAUGUCGGAGAUGAGGCGAGAGAGGAAUUUAUUAGCUUCGAUUUCUUUCUCUCUCUCUCUCUCUCUCUCUCUCUUCUUGCGCGCUUCGCUGAAGAUCUCCGUCAAUCGUCGUCGCAAGCCCUCCUCCACGCGCGGCCAUUGCCGUCGACGCCCCCACGCGCCGCAAUGGCCUCACCUCCGACCCUCCCGAUCUCCUCCCAAUCCACCACCGCGGGGGCUCAGUCUCAGCCCCAGCCGCCCAUCGCCACGCACGCCCUCCGCGCGUUCGUCUCCCGCCUCUCCUCCUCCCUCCGGCAGGGCCUUUCCCAGCGCCGUCCCUGGUCCGAGCUCCUCGACCGGACCGCCAUGGCCCGGCCUGACAACCUCACCGAAGCCGCCUCACGGAUCCGCAAGAACGCCUCCUAUUUCAAGGUCAACUACAUCGCCCUCCUCGCCGUCGUGCUUGCCCUCUCGCUUGUCACCCACCCGUUCUCCCUCCUUGUGCUGCUCUCCCUCCUCGCCGCCUGGAUCUUCCUCUACCUGUUCCGAUCGUCCGAUCAACCGCUGGUCGUCUACGGCCGCACGUUCUCCGACCGCGAGGUGCUGGGGAUUCUCGUUCUUCUGACAAUCGUCGUGGUGUUCUUGACGAGCGUUGGUUCACUGUUGAUCUCCGCGUCGAUGAUUGGAGUCGCUAUCGUGUGCGCUCACGGUGCGUUCAGGGUUCCUGAAGAUCUGUUCUUGGAUGAUGAGCAACCUGCAAAUGCCGGAUUGCUGUCAUUCCUCAGUGGUGCCGCCUCGUCCGCUGCCGCAGCGGCUGCACCGGCGGUUGCCGCACGUGUGUAGAGCUGGGUGGUAUAAUUCGAUCUAUGGGGUUGGUCAGGUUAAUUUGACCUCCCUAUCUUUUUAGUAUGAUAAAGUGAUGAUUCGUUUGUUAUUAGGGUUUUGGAGUUGUUUUGGUUUAGGUUGGUUGUUGAUGGGGGUGGCAUGUUGAUUCUUGUGUCAGAAUGCGGUGUAAGAUCUUGCGACUCUACUUUGAUGAAGUUAGAUCUGUGAAUUUUCCAAAUGAGAGAUCUUAAUUUCUUUUCGAAUAUGAAUUCUUUGGUCCUGA
Rhodamnia argentea is the source of this 1177-nucleotide messenger RNA. Its product is annotated as PRA1 family protein B3-like. Gene Ontology annotation, cellular component: endoplasmic reticulum; Golgi apparatus. Bases 46 to 912 code for a protein of 288 amino acids. The transcript is spliced from 2 exons. The record is from RefSeq and is a predicted model, not a curated record. Gene Ontology annotation, biological process: vesicle-mediated transport. Lineage: Eukaryota; Viridiplantae; Streptophyta; Magnoliopsida; Myrtales; Myrtaceae.